Molecule: messenger RNA, 1369 nt
Organism: Hibiscus syriacus
Lineage: Eukaryota; Viridiplantae; Streptophyta; Magnoliopsida; Malvales; Malvaceae
Product: growth-regulating factor 1-like
Exons: 4
Coding region: 43-1128 (361 amino acids)
Biological process (GO): regulation of DNA-templated transcription; developmental process; DNA-templated transcription
Cellular component (GO): nucleus
Molecular function (GO): ATP binding
Source: RefSeq, a predicted model, not a curated record
CAUGCUUUUUAGAGGCUGUUUUGAUUGGUUCCUUCUCCAAAAAUGGAUUUCGGGUUUGCGGGUCCGGAUGGUAUAACGGGUCCCGCAAAUGGAGCUCCAUCUCAAGCUCAGCCUAAGCUUCUUGGAUCUGGGUUUCCCAAGCAGGAAAGAUGUUCUGAUUCAGCUGAAGAACACUGGAAAUGUUCGAAGUUUCAAAGAAGUGAUGACUUGUUGACUCCCAAGACAAUGCCAUUGAGAUCUAAUUCUGGAGGCCACCAAGAGCAUAUGUUGAGCUUAUCUUCACUCAAAUCUGAACCUCCUUCCAUCAACAGAGAUGGUGACUUUUUGGAGAUGGGUACACAAAACAGUGGCUUGUCUUAUUAUGAACAUACACCCCAAGCAGGUAACAAAAAAGAUUGGUUUAUGGUCCAAUAUUGUGGUUCUGGUUCUGGUUGUGGAAGCAUGCAUGAGGGUUUUAAUGGUUUCAGAGGGCCAUUAACUCCAACUCAGUUGACCGAGUUACAACACCAGGCAUUGAUCUACAAAUACAUCACUUGUAAUGUGGCAGUGCCUUCCAAUUUGAUCAUCCCUCUCAAGAAAUCCCUUUAUCCUUAUGGCUUCACCAGCUCAUCUGCUGCAUCUUUGCCCCCCAAUUCACUGCGAUGGGGCUCUUUCCAUCUGGGGUACUCGGUCAGCACUGACCCUGAGCCGGGUAGGUGUCGUCGAAACGAUGAAAAGAAAUGGCGGUGCUCCCGGGAUGCUGUUCCCGAUCAAAACUAUUGUGAAAGGCACAUAAAUAGGGGCCGCCAUCGUUCAAGAAAGCCUGUGGAAGGCCAGACUGGCCAUGCUGCCUCUGGGACCGCAAAUAUGAAGGCGGUGCCAAUGUCUUCCUCAAUGUCGGCAUCGGCGAUAUUUGGCGGCUGUACAUCCAGUAGCCUCACGAUAGCACAGCUGCACCGUUUUAAGAACUUGCAAUCUGGUGCUAUCGAGCAUUCACUGAACUCCCUUGUCAACAGGGUACAAGAUCCGCGGGCGUUGUCUGUGAUGUCUUCCACCACCAACCUGAAAUCCAACAACUCCACAUUUACCAUUACAGAACAAGGUGUUCCGUUUGCAGAAUCCUCUCAAUGUCUAUGUCUAUUCCUAUGACAUCUUCCGAGCUCUCAUCAGCCUCGUCUUCACCCGCACAAGAGAAGGUUGCCCUUUCGCCCCAUAGGUUAUCUCGGGAGUUCGAUCCAAUCCAAAUGGGUUCGGUGGUCAGCACCGAUGUUAGUGACCCGAACCAGAAUCAAGCUCACUGGAUACCAAUAUCUUGGGGAAGUUCAAUGGGAGGUCCUUUUGGAGAGGUCCUAACCAAUACUGCAAGCAACCCAGGUAGCUGCAAGAACUC